This is a messenger RNA of Larimichthys crocea (large yellow croaker), 9460 nucleotides long. RefSeq names its product cugbp, Elav-like family member 1 (gene celf1). Bases 159 to 1745 code for a protein of 528 amino acids. Gene Ontology annotation, cellular component: ribonucleoprotein complex. Lineage: Eukaryota; Metazoa; Chordata; Actinopteri; Sciaenidae. The transcript is spliced from 15 exons. The record is from RefSeq and is a predicted model, not a curated record. Gene Ontology annotation, molecular function: RNA binding.
CCGACAACUAAACCCCCCAUGCAGCCAGCCCGUUAACAGCAGCGCAGUGUCAGUGACGCUACACCGUGAGCGAACAUCCAAACCGACUGUUUGUUCUAAGCACAAGUCAAAUUAACGGUGGCGUAGCAAAACGCGGCAGUAGUAUUGCAAGGCCCUGGAUGGAUAGCCUCGACCCCGAUACCCUGUAUGUGUCCCCGGAGCAGACUGGACAGCCCACACUCCCCCUCCCUAACUCGGACAUCUCCAACUUGGCACUAGGGGGUGGGAAAAAGAUGAAUGGGUCUUUGGACCACCCCGACCAACCAGAUGUUGAUGCCAUUAAGAUGUUCGUGGGACAGAUUCCCCGGUCCUGGUCUGAGGAGCAGCUUCGGGAGCUGUUUGAGCCUUACGGAGCAGUCUAUGAGAUUAAUGUUCUUCGAGAUCGCAGCCAGAAUCCACCACAGAGCAAAGGCUGCUGUUUUAUAACGUACUAUACUCGUAAAUCAGCCUUGGAAGCACAGAAUGCUCUGCACAACAUGAAGAUUCUGCCAGGGAUGCACCACCCAAUCCAGAUGAAGCCAGCUGACAGUGAGAAAAACAAUGCAGUGGAGGACAGGAAGCUGUUUAUUGGAAUGAUCUCCAAGAAAUGUAACGAGAACGACAUCCGACUCAUGUUCUCACCGUACGGACAGAUAGAGGAGUGCCGGAUACUUCGAGGCCCCGACGGGCUCAGCCGUGGUUGUGCAUUUGUGACGUUCACAGCUAGACAAAUGGCCCAGUCGGCCAUCAAGUCCAUGCACCAGUCCCAGACCAUGGAGGGCUGUUCAUCACCCAUCGUGGUGAAGUUCGCAGACACUCAGAAGGACAAGGAGCAGAAGCGCAUGGCCCAACAGCUGCAGCAGCAGAUGCAGCAACUCAGUGCUGCUUCCAUGUGGGGAAAUCUCACGGGGCUCAACAGCCUGGGGCCACAGUACCUAGCACUCUACUUACAGUUGCUGCAGCAGUCGGCCUCAACGGGGAACGCACUCAACAACCUGCACCCUGUUUCAGGUCUUAAUGCCAUGCAGAACCUGGCAGCUUUAGCAGCAGCAGCAACUGCCACACAGGCCACGGCCACAGGCUCCAGCGCCAUGACAACAUCUAGUAGCCCACUAAGUGCACUAACAAGCUCAGGCUCCUCCCCCACCUCCAGCAACAACUCAUCAGUGAACCCCAUGGCAUCUUUGGGGGCCCUGCAGUCUCUGGCUGCUAGUUCCGGAGCCGGCCUCAACAUGAGCUCGCUGGCAGGCAUGGCAGCGCUGAAUGGCAGCCUUGGCUCUGGGGGCCUGUCUAACGGCUCAGGAAACACCAUGGAGGCACUGAGCCAGGCCUACUCAGGCAUCCAGCAGUAUGCUGCUGCCGCCCUCCCCAGCCUGUACAACCAGAGUCUGCUGUCGCAGCAGAGCGUCUCAGCAGCUGGCAGCCAAAAGGAAGCCAGCGACAGUCGCAGCACCGGUCCAGAAGGUGCCAACUUGUUCAUUUACCACCUGCCCCAGGAGUUUGGAGACCAGGACCUGCUCCAGAUGUUUAUGCCCUUUGGAAACGUCAUCUCUGCUAAAGUCUUCAUUGACAAACAGACAAACCUCAGCAAGUGUUUUGGCUUUGUGAGUUAUGACAACCCCGUGUCAUCACAGGCAGCCAUCCAGUCAAUGAAUGGUUUCCAGAUCGGUAUGAAGAGGCUGAAGGUGCAGCUGAAACGCUCAAAGAAUGACAGCAAGCCCUACUGAUGGUGCUGAGGCACUGCAGACUUAGUUAGGCAGGGUGGUGUUAUGGUAAGUGGAGUAUGAAUAACAAACUAAGACUGGUCCACUCAGAAACUUGUCUGUGCAUUACAGGGUGAUGUCUGCCGCGCUGCCUCUCCUGGUCAUUCUAUCAUGUCCAGGCAAAGAGACACAUGAAGCUACAUGCAAGAUUUUUCAGGCUAGACUGGAUUCUUUCUGUGUUCUGUUGUGGUUCAUGCACUUUGUUUUCCUUUUUAACCAUUGAGACAAACAGGUGUAUCUUCUUUAAGUUGAAAUGUUAUCAGUUUGCUGUGGUACAUAAUACACAUAUGAGUUGAUUGUUAGGAUGUGUUGCACAGUGACAGUCAGGUGCCAAAUCCAUCUGUUUUUACUUCCUGUCCCCCUCCCCAUCCCCAUCCCCACCUGCAUCACCCAGACCCAGCAUAAACCUCCUGAAAGCAGGCAGCAGCUGGAGAAGACAAGGCUCUACAUUUGAUUUCCAAAUCAUUACACGGUUUUCUUUUCUGUUUUUCACAAAGCAAAAAUGUGUGGGGUGUCCCCCCCUACGUAUGUAUCAGAUAUCUCUAUCUCUUAAAAUGGAGACAAUGUCUGUGAUGUCCAUCCUAAAUUUAGAUAAGGGUGAAGUACAGAAAGGAGGAGCUCCACCAAAACAUGCAGAUGAGUUUAAACUAUAUUUGUCCUGAGGAGCUGUUGGUUAGUUAUCGCUGUUAACUGGACUGCCACCUGUCUCUGACUUGUCGUCUGGGUGUAAGUCUCAGGUGGGUGACUUCACAUUUGCGUGUAGGUUUUUUUUUUUCACAAACACCGUCUGGAGUUGAUUUCUGUCUGAUAUUGCCUUUGUCGUAAUUUUCUUUAGACACACUUCCGAUGCAGUUAAAAUGGCAUGUAGUGACGUAGCUGUGGAGUUAUAGACUUUCCUCCAGAGGACGAAAAACACGGCAUGUUUUGGCGGAGCUCCUCCCGUGCUUCAGGUUGGGCUGACGUGUUUUGCGAAGACCAACUGUCAGCUACAGAUAAGCAAUACUGUGAAAUUUGGCAAUAAAACCAAAAACAUCAUAGGCUUUUUUUUCCACUCAUUUAAAUAUCUGUGUGAUGCAGAUGUGAUGCUUUGUUCGAACACAUUUCUAUGGUUUCAAUUAGUCUCUACCUUGAAUCCAGGUGUCAUCAACAUCCCUCAGCUACUGUCCUGCUAGCUCGUGGCUGGCUAUUUUACAGAGGGCUACACGACUAUGUCUCCCACUUGAAUAUCUUCUGUGACUGGAGAAUUCAUAUCAUGUCAAAUUGCUCAAGAUGAACCUGUUAGUUGCUUAAACUUGCAAGAAUGUGUUUUUUUUUUUUUUGUUCUUUUUUUAUAGAACUAGGAAAGCAAGACAAUUAUUGAGAUGUAUAUUUAAACUAUUAUGCCUUUUCUAUUUUUAUAUAGGUUUUAUACUUCCCCUGUGUGUCGGGGAACUAUUUAUUGCCUAAAUUAUUUAUCUGAAUUGAAAUUAUUUUGAAAAAAAACAAAAAACAAUGUAAAGUCCAACAACUCCAUUUGAUCUCCUGGUGUGUGUCCUCUCCUCUCCUUGCCUGUUCAGCGUUGUUUCUUUUUUUGCUGAUGUGUACUGCGUGUCAUGUGGCAUGGACUGUGUGUGUAGGAUCCAUCAGUGCUGCUACAGACUUCAUAGAAACCCCCCUUACAACCCCGCCCUCCCUUCUUCUCUGUUACACGUCUUCAUCUGAAUAAAUCACAAAUUUUCCAAAAAAAAAAACACAGGGAGCAUAGUUUAUUCUAAAAAGUUCAUCACGUGCCUGUUGGUCCUGUCUUCAUCUGACGAGUCCUGUCUGUAUUUCUAGCAGUAGAACUACUUUUAAAACUGAUUCUAGGUCCAGGUCCAAAGAUUGAGUCAGAGUUAAAACUAUGUGAUAUGAGAACGGCUCGACUGCUGUGGGGUCAUUCGGAUCAGUCACCAUGUUUUAUGGAAUAUUGUCCCACUUACUUCACGUUAUGGACAUUUCACGGUAUAUUGUUUACCAAAGCAUUCUUGCUGUUGCACAAGAAUCACAGUUAUGUAUCAGGGACUUAGUCUUCAUAGCUGAUCCAGCUGUGAUUCCAUUCCUGUUUGAUAAUGUGUCUGUGAAGUGUUUAGAAAUCAUUUAUCACAUGAACUGGAAGACUGAAAAACUACUGCAGGAGUCACUGCUCCAGAUAAAUGAAGCUAAUACUUUGUACAUUUAUGUGUUGAACUGAAGUCUUCAGUUUACCGCUGUUAUUUACACUUUGUCAACCUUCUGAGGGCGACUUGGUCGUACGUUUUUUUUAUACCAUCACCUAAAUUCACCUUCAGUGUUUGUUUCUAAAUGGUCAGAGCAUUUCGUCUUUAUCUCACCUCUUCAUAGGAUGCUUCUUUUGUCAGUGCUCAGCACCUUUUAGCUUUAGUUUUUACUGUGGCUGCGUGUCAAAGAGACAUGUUUCAAAGGCCCAAAAAUUUAAUGAAAAGACCAAAACCAACAAAGUGUUAGGUCAUCUUUCAGCACUAUCUCACUUCCCUGGUCUGCCUGUGUGUGUCUCUCUCAACCCAUUGAUCAUGCUGAGCGUGCACAUCUUAGCUCCGUAAUUUCCGCUGUUUUUAGCCAACCAUUACACAAAGAGGAAGAAAUGGUACAUUUGUUAGUGACUAUUUUCACUGGUGGAUUUAUCCACAUUUGGUACUCUAGUUAGCAUUUCAGACAGCAGGAUGGUGCAUGUGGGAUUCAUUCAUAAUAAACUUACAGUGUGUGUGUGUUCAUUGUAAUGAAGAGUGGAGCUCUGUGCACAGAGGGAAUGAAAUAACACACAGUACACACAGGAGGACCUAGUCAUUGUUUAUUUGGCCGUGUAUAUGGGAUUUGUUGACCAUAUGCAGUAUAUACAUAUAUAUAUGAAUAUCACAAGAAUGUUUGAAGCGGUCAGAAAUGAGUUGUUGUGAAAUAUGAUAAGACAUGAAAAGUAACAUCGCUCUACAAAUCAUGUAUUCUUUACAUUUUUUUCAUAUAGUAAUGCUUAGACGUCAUUUUCCUGCUGCUUUAGGCAUACAUUUCUUUACAUGAUGGUCUAGUCCAUCAGUGUUUGUGUUAAUCUUUGUUCAAAGUUGUUUGUUUUCUAUGCAGACCUUUCAAAUCUACAUUAGUGAGCGACAAAAGUUCAUGUUCACAGUGAGUCUGUGCAACUUACAAAGUUUCAAGAGUCUUUAUCAUUCAUAGAAAUGGAUAGAAACUAGUGACGGUAAAAAAAUGACAUCCAGAAAUCAAAAAUGGAGCAACAUAAUUUGCACAUUGGUUAGUUAUGGUGUUAACUAUUAUAUCGUUUUGGGAUAAAAUGUGCAAAACUACUGAUAGGUACUAUAAUAACUUGACAAAUGUAUUUGAUGUAGUAUGGAACUUUUUUUUACUUGUUUUUUAAACGCACAAUUUAGUCACCAGUCAACCGUUUAACAUUUUAUUUUCACAGAUCUGUAUAAAAAGUCAUUAUUCCAGUGGCCUUCAUAAUGUGAUGAGCUGUGUUUAGAUAGCGUGCCGGACUCUAGCUGCUCUUCAGGACUCUGUAGACCCGGUUCAACCCGACCCUGUCACCGAUCCUGUGCUGGCAUUUAAUUUAGGCUGUCAUAUGUGUGUGUCGCUGUUCGUCGUCAUCCACCUCAGUUCCUGGUAGCAUGUGGCUCGUCCUCACUCUGUCCCUGACACUGACUGUUUUAGAGUGUAAUCAACCCCACACACACACAGAUGAUCAUUCUUGGUUUUCUUUUCUCUCUCCUGUCUGUGUUCCAUUGCUGUUUAACCUAGGUUUGUCUCCCUGUUGUGUUUUUCUUUUUGUUUUUUCUAGAUCUCUUCCUGUUUGCCCUAGCAUGUUGAUGUGGCGUCACAGUUCAUCGUCCAGUCCUUGUCUUCUGCGCUUCUCUGAUGCUUCCAAAUUCACCUUUGACCUUGUGUUUGACAUUGAUUACUAGGAGGUUUUGUUUUGUUGUUUCCCCAUAUGUCCUCUGUGCUGCCAACAGGGGCACUAGAAAGACUGCCACUGAACAUGUUUGAAAGUUACAUCCCGAUUAUUAUUAUUAUUAUUAUUAGUAGUAGUAGUAUUAUGAUUAAUAUUAUUAUUAUUACAAGCAAAAAGAGAAUCUAUUUUUCUAGAACUGACUGACAUAACCACUAGAGUUUUUGCAAAAUCAGCUUGACAUGAGUCUGACCUUUAACUUUGUUUUUAUCUCCUGUGUUGUGGAGCAGUCCUCCCAGUGCCCCAUCCUCUGGUUUUGUUGUGUUUUUUUUUGUUUUUGUUUUUUUUGGGUGUGUGUGUGAAAGCAUCUAAUCUGUCUUUAGGCGGUGUUGUGUGAGAGUGUGAGUGUGUGAGUGUGUGAGUGUUGGUGUGUGUGUCCUAAGUUAGAAAAAGAAGAAAAAAAGUUUUCACGCGAGUUAGCGAUCAUGUGUUGUUGGACAUUUGUAAUUUAAUGCUAGGCUAGCUAAGAGUUCAUCUUUGGGAGUUCCCAUUUGAGUGAUGUUAUGAGGAGGUAACAUUUAUUGUCAGUGUUAAAAAAAAAAAAUUAAAAAAAAGAAUCAGUUUUUACUUUCAGCUUGUCGGCUCACCACCGCAAGCACAUGAUGCCGUUCUGCUCUUUUUUUUUGUGUGGAGAAUCAGACACAAAGACUUUUGUCACAGUAUAUUUAGUAUGCAUGUUUUUUUUUAUAUCUGCACUGAAAUUCUUGGCAAAAUGUGAUCUAGUUUGUGUUAAGUUAAAAAUGAUGAAUAAACUGGUGCCAAAUGUUUUGCACAAUCAGUAUUUUCCCCCCUUUUUAUUAUUGGACUUGCUUUACUGGUCAGACUUCAGGGGGUUGAUUUGGUGUGGCAGGCGGCUUCAUGAACAGCAGAUCUUUACUGAAGAACUGACUCAGGCUUGAUGUCAAGUUGAAUGGUUGCAACAUUAAAUCAUUUUUUUUAUCACAGACCAAUAUCAAACACAAGUGGCAUACUCAUUCUUAGUGGUGUGUACACUGUGUGUGUAUUCAUUGAAUAUAAUCCAGAAAAGCCACGGACUCGGUCAGCAGUCUUCCUGACCGGCGGACCAACAUUGUGACUUGUACUUGUACGUUGUGAGUGUAAUGUAUCCAUGAUCCAGCCAUGAUCUCAUCCGGCUUGAUUAAAACUUUAUUUUACUUUACAGGUCCAGUGGUCUCUCACAGUUCGCUAGACAGAAACUGAAAUGUAACUGUAAAAAUUCACACACUCACAAUUGUUAGUGUUACCCACACUAACAUUUUAGUCCGAGCACAGCAGGUCAGCUGAUCAGACAAAAAUGUGACAUUUGACUACAGGCAUCAGUAAUAAACCAUGACCUUCCAAGGUUCUAUCUGACUUUCUUUUUAGUUUAUUGAUCAUUAAGAUUGGGGUGUUGAGUAGUUCAGUUUGUAGAGCAUCCGCCCCAUGUUCAAAGGCUGAGCAGCGGCCCAGGGUUCAAAUCCAACCUGCGGUUCUUUGCUGCAUGUCGUUCCCCAUCUCUCUCUCUCUCUCCCCACUUUCCUGUCGCUCUUCAGCCGUCUCUCAAAAAUAAAGCUUGAAAAAAGCCAAAAUAUCUUUGAUUAACAUUUGUAUUGGUUUAUUUUUAACUGUGGUGCAUUUAUGGUCCCGAUAUUUAAAAAUAUAAAAUCUUGGUUCUACCUGCAAAGCACCAAUCUCCAAAUGUGCACAGGAAGACCAAUCAGAUUCACCCUGCUCUAUGACUGAGGUUAAAAAAAGCAAUCAUAGGUUUUGAAACCUCAGAGUAAGUUUUAUGGAAGAUAUUAUGACCAGUCAGCUUUUUAAAAUCUUGUUGGAACCUGUUAAAACUUUUAGCUACCAUGUAAGAUAGCUUGUUAAUCACACAGAUCAUGUUACUACUUGUUAGCAAGAGUUGAUCGUUAAUUUUAAAAGCUAUUAAAAUAAAGCCUUAUAUAAUAUUCUCCAAACAAACAUAUAAAGGACCAUAACUGUUUCAAGUAGCUAUUAACAAAAUGUUUUCCUAUAAACCAUUUUUUUCACGGAACAAAGGAUCCAAAGUUGUUCAAUCUCAGAAACUCAGAAAUGUGUUUUGGAUAAUUCCUAGAUAAAUGAGUUGCUUUCUACAGAGGUGUUAAGUCUUUGCCUGGAUAUCCAUCAUCCAAUUUUUACUCUCCACAAGGACUGUUUCAACCACGUACACGUGAUCUGGUCAAUGCUACUCGAACUACAGUACAAACAGAAGCCAGAGUGAUUCCUGUGCCAUGGUCUUGGUCCCUUGUUGCAGUUAUAUGCACAUAUCUCUUUGUACAUAUUAUUACAUUUUCUCUCAAGAAAUAACAUUUUACAAAUUGAAAAGGGUACAUGUUCAGUCAGGAACUGUCAGAUUAGAGUUACAAGAUGAUGAAGAAGAAAAAAGGUAAUAUGUCCCCAAGCAGACGUUUGAUGCAACUUCAAGUAUUGCAAAUCAGUGGUGGUAUGGAGACACUUGAAACUUCCUCUACUUCGGUCUUCCAUCAUGUUUGUUUUUUACAGUUAUGAGUUAUGUAGUACAGUAAGGCAGACACAAGACAUUUAGCUCCUACAGUUGCACUCCGUCACAGUGGUAACACAACAUCAGACAAUAGAAAAGCAGCUGGGAUGUUUAUUAGUUGAUUGCACAACUAAAUUGUGUCCAAUGUCUAAACAAAUUUGAACAAAUUCUGCCUGGAAGGUGGGAAAACGGCAGUGGCCUGGAAGGGACAGAGGUGAAUGUAACAAAUGAGACACAUAUUUUGUGACUUCUGGUCCAACAAAGUCUAUCCAGACUGACAUUUUGAGACUCUUAAACUCUCCAAACACUCUAACCUACACGUCAUCCUCACACUCACCUGUAUUUGAGUUGAUAGCUGUGAUAUCAGUGGAGUGUCACUGCUCAUUUUCUGUUACAGCAGAGGGUAUUUAUUAGAGAAUGGUCCAAUUGGCUAUCUAGUCAGAUCUUUAUAGGUGCCUCCAUAUAAUGUGCCUUUACAUAUUGUGUUAUUUUUCUCAUUUUUCAACAGUCUAUAUAUAUAGAUAUAGAUAUGAUAUGAUAUGAUAUGAUAUGAUAUGGCCCUUUGAUUUAGAUUUUCAUUAUCAAAUGUAUCUUAACGCAUGUCCGCGCAGCCACAUGAAGGAUGAGGGUUUUUGUGAUCCCGUGACAAACUGGAGCGUUGUCUGCUGUGAAGCUCCCACUGCAGCAAGAAAGGGUAAUCAGAUCUACACCAGGUUCAUUUCAGAAGGCUUUCCUGCCAUGUAACAUGGAUAACAUGAAUCCAGUAUUUCAUCCUGUGUGUAAUUUGAGUGAUAGUAUUCAUCCGUCAUGUUGCUCACUCAAACUGUUUGCAGACGAAAGCUCUGACCAAACUCUCUGCUCUUAUGGAUGAAAUACGAGCUGAUGAAGCCGUGUUUCUAUGAAGCUGCCUUUUGCUCCAUUUCAUUUAAAUAAAAGCAGUUUUUUUUUUCUUUCAGUUUUACGUUGUGAUUUUGAUGCAAGACCUCGUUAAAACGGAGCUCUUAAGUUUUAGAUUUUCUUUGGGGUUGGAUCUGUGUCUUCAGUGCUUGGGUUGUUUUGAAGCUUCAGAUAUUUGCAUUCUGCAACACAUGAAGCUACAGUGCUGUCAUUUCUGUGAGACGACUCUGUGAUCCCUACUGCUUGGUAGAUUGUUUGGUUUCUGUACGAAUAAAGUGUUUGAGAAAA